Messenger RNA from Engraulis encrasicolus (European anchovy), 4379 nucleotides. RefSeq names its product nuclear receptor subfamily 1, group D, member 2a (gene nr1d2a). Lineage: Eukaryota; Metazoa; Chordata; Actinopteri; Clupeiformes; Engraulidae. Gene Ontology annotation, biological process: negative regulation of transcription by RNA polymerase II; positive regulation of transcription by RNA polymerase II; hormone-mediated signaling pathway. The transcript has 8 exons. The record is from RefSeq and is a predicted model, not a curated record. The coding region runs from base 417 to 2360 and encodes 647 amino acids. Gene Ontology annotation, molecular function: RNA polymerase II cis-regulatory region sequence-specific DNA binding; nuclear receptor activity; zinc ion binding.
ACACAACUGCGAACACUAGUCUAGGUACAGCGCGGUUACACAGCCAGGGAGUGCCAUACUCGGAACAAUUUCACUUGUCAUUCAGAGUUUUCUCUGCAUCUUCAAGGAUAGCGAGCAUAUCCGUGCUUGGAUGUCUCUUCCGUAUCAGUUCGUCGAGUUGUAGGUCUUCGCAAGGUGUCCUGCUUUUAUGCACUUACUUUUCAUUCAGUAACCUGUUAGUAACUAUGUAUCAGUAUUACAACGUGACAAAGUCGUUACAGUGUUGUGAUCUGUAGAACGGUCGUGAGCAACAUUGUUGCAUUUCAAGGGAAAUCCUGUCUUUUGCACAUUGAUGUGUAACAACAACUCUUUUUGGACGUCUUCAGUACUUGCACUUAGAACGUUUCUGUUCUUACUUUCUUGACCCAUUGCAGAACAUGGAAUCAACUAAACUCGGAGGCGGCGUUAUAGCCUACAUUCGCUCGUCUGGCUCUUCGCCCGAGGCCUGCCUGAGUGACAGCUCCAGCGGCAGUACUACUAGUAGUAGUAUCACCAUGAGCAGUAGCCCGGCGAGCCCCCCUAACCUCUCCACCCUGCCCUCCGCCCCGGCCCCUGCCAAGAGGGGGUCCGCCAAGCAUGCCCAGGCUGGAGCUAACCCCUCUUCUGGGGCCCACCCAUCCACCGCCAAGAGCGGCAUCACCAAGCUGAAUGGUAUGGUUUUACUAUGCAAAGUCUGCGGUGAUGUGGCCUCCGGAUUUCACUAUGGCGUGCACGCCUGCGAAGGCUGCAAGGGCUUCUUCAGAAGAAGCAUCCAGCAGAACAUCCAGUACAAGAAGUGUCUGAAGACCGAGAGCUGCACCAUCGUGCGCAUCAACCGCAACCGCUGCCAACAGUGCCGCUUCAAGAAGUGUUUAUCCGUGGGCAUGUCCAGAGACGCUGUGCGAUUCGGCCGCAUCCCCAAGCGAGAGAAGCAGCGCAUGCUGCUGGAGAUGCAGAACGCCAUGAACAACAUGAUGACCAACAGCCAGCUGCACCACAUGCUGCAUGGCACCACCGCCACUGGCACCGGCACCACCACUGAGCCCAUCGCCAUUCCCGGCAUCGCCAGGACCUCCAUCUCAAUCUCCCCCUCCUCCCCAUCAUCAUCAUCAUCCUCCUCCUCCGCCGGCUCCUCUUCCUCUUCUACCUCCUCUGCCAUGUCUUCCUCCUCCUCGGCCCCCUCAUCGCCUCAGAGCGUGUCGGCCGACUCCGAGUCCAACGCGCCCAUGGACACCUCCAUGAGCUCGGCCUCGUCGUGCGCGUCUGAUAGCGGGGAGGAAGACGGCGGGAACAGCAGCAGUAGCAGCACCAGCGGUGGCAGCAAAAGCUCUAAAGCUCAGGAGAACAUGUUCAUGUUCGAGCAGGAAGUGGCUGCCCCCUCGCCCGUCACCUCCGCCCGAAGCUCCCCCUCGCUGGGCCUGGCCGAGCAGUUCAGCCAGAACAGCAUGGAGGAACGCACCACUGAGUACAGGAGUCACAACGACCGCAACAAUAUCGCUCCUCCUCACCAGAGCUACCAGCAGCAGCAGCACCAUCCGGCAGCUCCUACCAUCUACAAGCAGCUACCUCAGAGCUGGGCCUACAGGGAAGAAGGCAGCAGCAGCAGGAGCAGCUACAGCCCUGUACAGCAGCAGCAACUCAGCAGCGCCCCUAGUGGCACUUAUUCAGCUUACACCCAGAGCUCUUACCGCUACGGCCACAAUGUGAACGAGCAAGCGGCCGCAGGACCGGCCAACCAAGGGCAUCUGGUAUGCCCCAUGAAUACUUCCCCCGUGGUGGACCCCAGCCUGUCCAGUCACGAAAUCUGGGAGGAAUUUUCCAUGAGCUUCACCCCCGCCGUGAGGGAGGUGGUGGAAUUUGCCAAGAGAAUCCCGGGAUUCCAGGAGCUCUCGCAGCACGACCAAGUCAGCCUCUUGAAGGCAGGCACCUUUGAGGUGCUGAUGGUGCACUUCGCCAAGCUGUUCGACAUACGGGAGCGCACAGUGACCUUCCUGAGCGGCAGGAAGUACAGCCUGGAGGCGCUGAGGUCCAUCGGUGCCGGGGAGCUGCUCAACUCCAUGUUUGAGUUCAGCGAGAAGCUGCUGGCGCUGCAGCUCACCCGGGAGGAGAUGGAACUCUUCACCGCUGUGGUGCUCGUGUCUGCCGAUCGGUCGGGUAUUGAGAACUUGAACUCUGUGGAGGUGUUGCAGGAGGACUUGAUCCGUGCGCUGGGCUCACUGAUCAUGAAGAACCAUGCCAACGACCACGCCAUCUUCACGAAGCUGCUCCUCAAGCUUCCCGACCUGCGCUCGCUCAACAACCUGCACUCUGAAGCACUCUUGGCCUUCAAGGUCCAUCCCUGAAUCUAGGAGGCGUCGUCUUGUCAAACGACCAUCUUUGGGGAUUUUUUAAAGUCACUGUAGAAUGUAUGUAAAUUCAAAAAAAAUCUUAAAGCUAGUCAAGGAGUGAUGGACGAUUUUUUUUAAAGACUGCCAUUAUUUGUACAUGCACGUAUUUGUGUGAAACCUUUUAAGGAAUUUGUUUUUAAAGGAGGCGUCACACAGAUUGAAAACAAACUUAUGUUUGACGGAUCAUUUCUGUGAUCUAAAAAAAAAAAAAAAAAGAACCACUGGAUUACUUAAGUGGGUCUUUAUGCACUUGCGACUUCUCAAGUGUAUGAAUCAUAACCAUAAGGUAUACCUAAUGUAUAUGCUUAUGCCUACUGAUCUUCCUUGUAGACUCUUGAAAACACUACACCUUAAGAAGAACUAUCAAGGACUUGCAUAAGAUUCAGUUGUGGCAAAUGCAUGGCUAUCUAUGUAAGAACCUUGGUGUCAGUUGGUCCUUUCUAAAACAGGGGGAUGAUUUCUUUUAUAAAAAGAUAAUAUUUAAAAAGUUCACUUGAGAGUCUUCAUGAUGAUUAUAAUUUGUAGUUUUGUUGGAGAGAAUGUAUGGCUACUUCAGUGUUAGCUAGCAGUCAGAAUGCACAUACACACACCAACACCGUUUUACCUUGCUCCUGUUUGCCUGUUAUGUUUGUAGUUGUCCUACUUUGUUUUUGCACACAUUUUGCUACGUGGAUCAAAAGGCCGCAAGCUGAAAAACCUUAUCAAAGAGACUCUUUUUCCUUGGACCUUUCUAUGGGACCAUCAUUGGAACAUGUUAGCAAGAUUGUCUGGGUCUACAACCAUAAUUCCCUCGAAGAACAUAGGAAGAGUAUGUAGUUCAGUAGGAGAACUAUAUUUGAGUGUUUGUUACCGCCAUUGCAAUACAGAACCAAUUUAUAUAUCUCUGUAUGUCAAACUUUGUACUUCCAUUAUCCCAAAUCUUACCAGGAAAUCGGGUACAGCCUUGUACCUUGCACAGAGGAAAGGGAAACGAGCAAUGCAAGUCAACGUUUACCAAGUUGUAUGCAGAUGGCCUUAAAUGGCCUCAUGUCUUAUGGUUGACAUGGGGUGUGCUACUUUCUGUUUUCUUGUUGCUUAUUGUUUGAUUAUUUUUAUUUCCUGUAAACAGAGCAGUUAAGACAUUUUUAAAGACCCCUUUUAACCAGGGGGUCGCAGUGCUUUUGGUGUCUGCUGUUCAAGAAUCAAAUCCUAUGCAGAGGAAACAGCUGGCGUAUGAUUGAUUGGCAGAUGAUGUAUAUCGACUCUGAUCUGCUCAACUUAUGUCCGUAUGUUUUGUUUUUUGUUCUGGUUUUCUUUGUAAAUGAGUCCAGUAUGUAUAGUUGUGUAUAUCUAUUGCAGAUGUAUCUAUUAUAAAUAGUAUAUCAAUAAAUAUAUACAUAGUAUGUAACAUGGUGUGAGUUUGUUUGUUUAAUCAUGCAAGUUCAUUCUUAACUACUCAGACACAUUCUAGAUUUAGUUCACUGUAUAUACCCUACAAAGGCAAAGCACAGAGACACCUUGGUGGAACUGACAAAUUGGGCCUUUAACCCAUUGUGUCCUGGAGCGACAUGCGCUGCAUUGAAGUUCUUGAGAUUUUAGCUGUUUUAUUAAAAAUAUGAUAUGUUAGAGCUGAAUGACCGCAUUCUAGUGCAAAAUGAAGGUUCAAGCUUUUAAAUCCAACUUAUUUCAUGUUUUGAUGUGCUUCGGAGGCCGAGAUAUUUAGGUUUUAAUAGGGAGAGGGCAUCUUUUCCCAAAAAGGGUUUAGGCUAAAAUGGGUUAAAAGUGUUGAGUUACACAGAGGCAAGAUUAUUUUGAUCUACUCUGAGAUACAACUAAAUGUACACUUAUUAUUUUCAUUUUGUAUUGAAGUGAUUAAAUCAGACUAUUUGUAAGCAUACAGCUUUUGACUGUAUGCCAAAGUAAAAACAAACAAACAAAAAAACCCUAUUACUAACAGAAUACAUUUCACACACACAAAUGGUAGUUCACACAAAU